Molecule: messenger RNA, 927 nt
Organism: Anoplopoma fimbria (sablefish)
Lineage: Eukaryota; Metazoa; Chordata; Actinopteri; Perciformes; Anoplopomatidae
Gene: cks2
Product: CDC28 protein kinase regulatory subunit 2
Exons: 3
Coding region: 163-393 (76 amino acids)
Biological process (GO): regulation of mitotic cell cycle
Cellular component (GO): cyclin-dependent protein kinase holoenzyme complex; SCF ubiquitin ligase complex
Molecular function (GO): ubiquitin binding; histone binding; protein kinase binding
Source: RefSeq, a predicted model, not a curated record
GUUUUGAAUCGUCCUCUGAAAACAGCGGCAGAUGACAGCAGCUUCUUUCGCUCGCAAACAUUGCAACGUUCGUGAGCUAGCUAGCUACUCCACACCGCCAGAAACAGCUUAUUUUAGGGGGGGGGGAAUUCAACUGUUAACACUACUAUCAUCGACUUAAAAAUGUCAAAAAAACAGAUUUACUACUCCGACAAGUACAACGACGAGGAGUUCGAAUACAGACAUGUGGUGCUUCCGAAGCAGCUGUCCAAGCUGGUGCCCUCCUCCCACCUGAUGACAGAGGACGAGUGGAGGGGACUCGGGGUACAACAGAGCCAGGGCUGGAUCCACUACAUGAUACACAAACCAGAGCCACACAUACUGCUUUUCAGAAGACCUCUCCCAAAGGAUUAAAUGGAAACCUGUAAAAUCCCUUCAUUCAUCUUUGCUGAUUUGUAUUGUGUAUGAACCAUACAUCUCUCCUACAUACUAUCUACAUAUGUUCUAAUGUAUUGUGUAGAAAAUCCUUAGUUGCAUUGUGUCUUGUCCUUUAAAAUUCCCUCAAUUUUUAGAGGUAACGAGAGGCAAACGGCUUGAUUCCACUGUGAAUGAUAACCUUAUAAACAAUAUGAAGGUGAAAGUUUGCCUGUCAAUUGUACAUUUUAAUACAUUUUUUAAAUGUCUUUUGAUGCCAUUUUUUAUGAUUGAUUUAUUUACCGAGUGUCGGGCAGGCAUAGUUUUUUCUUCUUCUUCUUUUUCUUCUUCAUUUUCCUCAAGCCCAAUAUUUUCCCAAAAGAGCUUUCUGUUUUUUCUGUUCUUUAAACUUCUGUUGGUUUUGUGUACAUAAUAUUAUUUUCGAGAUGUUAUAAAUGUUUACUGAGUCAUGGUUGAUUCAACACGUUCUUUGUUGCUGAAAAAACACAAAUUAAAUGUACUUCUUCACAUUAG